AUGAUGCAGAAUCUACCUCUGGAACACCGGAAGAUGCUCCUCAGCUACUUCAAUCGAGUGUGGGAGACUGGUGACGUUCCUCCUUCAUGGAAGGCGGCUUGUGUUGUCCCAGUGCUGAAGCCCGGCAAAGAAAUGACAGACUUGGCUUCGUAUCGUCCUGUAUCACUGACAUCGUGUGUGGCUAAGCUCAUGGAGAAGCUGGCAAGCGCUUGGUGCGCCUUGAGGAUAGGUGUAGUGUCCAUUGCCUGUUGUGAGGUGCUGGACACCCGCUCUUGCAAGCGAGAAGUUUUCCGGGAGAGUCCCGCCUCGGAAGGCGAGGCCGCUGCGCCCACUAGCCCGGAGGUCGGUGGGGCUCCCUGUGGGAUUGAGGUGCGCCGGCUGUUGCCAGCGCUGGAAGGGGCCGGGGAGGUUGAGGCAGCCUUGGCUGCGCCUACCUUCGGGGCCGCUAUCGGUCCUGCAGGAUCCCUGCUUGUAGCGCAGGUUGCUGCAGGAGCCAAAGGUACCUGCUCGCUGCGCGCGGGCUGGGCACUUGGCAUUGACCACUGCAACGCUGCCCCCCGACGCGCCGCAUCAGCAUAA
This is a messenger RNA of Dermacentor albipictus, 579 nucleotides long. NCBI's taxonomy places the organism in Eukaryota, Metazoa, Arthropoda, Arachnida, Ixodida, Ixodidae. The record is from RefSeq and is a predicted model, not a curated record.